Molecule: messenger RNA, 1386 nt
Organism: Rotaria sp. Silwood2
Lineage: Eukaryota; Metazoa; Rotifera; Eurotatoria; Philodinida; Philodinidae
Source: the annotation of a GenBank genome assembly
AUGACAACAAAUCGUUCAGUACCAAUUGUUGUCAUAUCAUCCGAAAAUAUUCCAAAUAAAAUUCGUAAUAUUGAUGAUAUUGAAUAUGAAUUAUCACAAAGUUUUCUUCCAUUAAAAUCAACACCAUCACGAAAAAGUAAAGGUCGAUCUCUAAUCAAAUAUAAAAGUGCUCCACCAGUUCCAAUAAUAAAUGAUGAAAAUAAUGAUAUUAAAGAGAAUGAAAUUACACGAUUACAUGUUAUCUCACAUAUUUUACCUCGAUUUCCUGUCCGUCAUGGUAUUAAACAAAAACGUAAACAUACAAAGAAAAAAAUUUUGGCUGAAAAAAAUAAUAUUAUGCAACAAGAAAAUAUGGAUAAAAUUCUUCUUGAACCAAAUUUAUCAAACGAUGAUACUAAUACAAUAAAAAAGAAACAAUUUAAAAGUAAUUUAAUACAAUUAACACCUGAUGAUCUUCAACAAACAGCAUUAAAAAUUCAAGAAAAAUAUUUUCAUGGAAAAACUAGUGAAUAUUUAAUGAUUAAUGUUCUUCAUGGAAAUGAAUUCGAUGAAUGGUUUAGAUAUUUAAGAGCUGGCUUCAAUAUUCUUCUACAUGGUGUUGGCUCAAAAAAAUCGCUUAUAUCACUUUUUUUCAAGAAAUAUUUAAAAAAUGAAUAUCUUACAUUUAUUAUCAAUGGUUUUCUCCCAAAUAUUACAAUUAAACAAGUCCUUCAAACUAUCUGUUCAUGUUCAGAGAUUAAUAUUAAUCCAUCGAAUAGUAAUGAUGAAUGUAUACAAGAUAUAAUAAAAAAACUUGAAAAAGAAAAAUUACACAUUUAUUUAUUGAUAAAUAAUAUCGAUGGAAUGAAUUUUCGUAAUAUUAAUGUACAAAAUAUAUUUAAAUCAGCAGCACAAUGUCAAUAUAUUCAUAUUUUUGCUACUAUUGAUCAUAUACAUGGACCAUUAAUUUGGAAUCAACAAAGUCUUAAUAGUUUUCGAUGGAUAUGGUAUACUGUACAUACAUGGUUACCUUAUAUUGAUGAAACAACUAAUGAAAGACUUAAUACAAUUCGUUUAAAAACAAGUCAAUUAUCAAUUACUGCUGUUGAACAUGUUAUUGAAAGUUUAACACCAAAUGCACGACGAAUUUUUCGUUUACUUGUGGAAGCAUUUUUGGCUAAUAGUAAUUCAAAAGAUUAUGAAGGCAUGAAAUUUACUGAAUUAUAUGAACAAUGUAAACGUUCAUUUUAUGUAAAUAAUGAACAAAAUCUUCGUUUACAAUUAAUUGAAUUUAUUGAUCAUCGUCUUAUUAAACUUGGUAAAAGUACAAAUGAUGGACAAGAAAUUGUUCGAUUACUUAUUGCUGAACAAGAUAUUGUUAAACAAUUAUUAGAUAAACUCAAAUAA